CUGCGAUGUAUUAGCCUGAUUURAACUUAAAAAUCUUUACCAGUGAUGGCUGUGGUGAAAGUUCUCUUCCUCAGUCAGUUUCUAAUGAUAGGGAAGACGCUGAAYAUCAAGUUUUUCCCAUGUUACGCUGAUGUGAAUUCCACCAAGGUGGACUGCUCUGACAGACCUCUCAUGCACGUCCCACCCUUUAAGUCUGCUUCUGUGUUGUCCAUCAAUUUGAGUCAUACUAAGAUACAGAAAGUGAAGGAUCACGCUUUUGCAGGUGUCCCAAAACUGAAUACGCUGGAAAUAAGGGAUACUUGUCUGCCAGGAAAUCUGAGGACCCCGGGGCAAGAGCACUGCAAAAUGGAGAUAGACCGGGAAGCCUUCAGACACCUGCAACAUCUUACACAUCUGAUUCUGUCUGGAAACAGCCUCACAUCCAUUCCUCUAUUACCUGAGAGCUUACAAGUCCUUGAUCUACAGAACAAUUGCAUUGUCAAUAUUAUUGUCCCCUUAAAUACUCCAWAUCUUGAAGCUUUAUUACUUUCUAGGAACUGCUUUUAUGCAAACCCUUGUAAUCAGUCCCUUUACAUAAAUGGGACUGUUUUCAGAAAUCUUCCUAAACUCAAAAACCUUACUUUGGGGUAUGACAAUUUGACAGCUGUUCCUAAAGAGUUGCCAACUUCACUUGAGGUACUUGAUUUAAGAGAGAAUACAAUCACAGAAAUUCCCAAUAACACAUUUGCCAACCUGACAAACCUCACAKACCUGAAUGUGGAGUGGAACUGUCAGCGUUGUGACCAUGCAGCAAGGCCCUGCUUCCCUUGCCCGCAAAAUCACCCGUUGAAAUUACAUCCAGACUCAYUUUUUUCUGAAAAUAGCUCCAUCGUCUUCCUCAGCUUAAGAGGAAAUUCUCUGAAAACAUUUCCUCAGGGUCUUUUUGCACCACUGAAAAAUUUAAAGAGACUGGACAUCUCUGACAACUUUCUGGGUUAUGAGAUGCAAAAUGGCACCUUUUUUAGAGAACUGAAAGGCCUCACUUGGAUUAGCCUCAUUUAUAACUAUGAACCACUGAAGACAUUUUCAAAACUGAACCUGUCCCCCUUUAUUGGCAAUAUAACACAGUUGCAAAACCUUUUGCUGAGUGGCAACUUCUUCCGCACACUUUCAGAAGAGAGUUUUGACGUUUUGUCAAAUCUUAAACAACUAAAAUURCUAGAACUGAGAAUGAACUUUAUCAGCAACUGUAACUUAACCUCUCUCAAGAAGGUACCAUCUCUUACCACUUUAGUCCUCUCACAAAACAUGCUUAAUUUCAUUCCGUGCUGCUCGUCAUUGUCAUUUGGGGUUGUAGCGCAAGAAAGCUGUCAGAACCAGAACUCGUAUACCAAUCAUCUCCAAGACACACCUYCUAUUGUAAUCGAUCGAGAACCUGUGUCUAGAGAGAAUGUCUGGGAAUCCAGCAAAUCAAACGAGCUGGAAUUCAAGGAAAAAAGUUURUGUCAAAUUCCAUCACUGGGGAACUUCAAACACAAGUACUGUUCAGAUAGGCUGACAUUUAAUCUUUCUCAAAAUGACAUUUUAUCGCUUAACAAAAAUGUAUUUUUAGGCAUGGAAAACGUGGUCUGUUUAGACCUUUCUUACAAUUACAUGAGCCAGACUUUAAGAGGUGGGCUGUUUGAUAGCAUGAAGCAGUUGGUAUUUCUUAACAUGUCUUACAAUAGACUUGAUCUUUAUAACAGAGAAAUUUUCAGUGAACUUAAUGCCACAUUGAAGGUAUUAGAUGUUAGUAACAAUGACUUUCAUUUUAAAAUGAAGGGUAUGGGCCACCGCUUUGAAUUUCUUCCAAAUCUGUCCAAUUUAGAAGUGCUAAGUCUGGCAAACAAUGGCAUUGGGAUGCGAAUAGAUCAACAACUGAAUAGCCGGUCCUUGAAGUACCUUUACUUCUAUGGAAAUGAUCUGGACACAAUGUGGGGGUCUACAAACAAUAAAUACACACAUUUUUUCCAAAACUUGACUAAUCUCACAUACCUGGACAUCUCUGACAAUAAUCUGAAGUCAGUCUCACCAGAGGUGUUAUGCAACUUCCCAGUAAGCAUUACGAGCCUAUGCAUCAGCCACAAUACUCUGAAGUAUUUUCCCUGGCAAAACAUCUCAGCUCUCAGCAAUUUAUGUCACCUGGACCUGAGUCACAACUUCUUGCAUGAGUUGGUUCCAGAAGCAAUACAAUUUGGAGCCACUUUUUCCUUUCUGGACCUCAGCCACAACCACAUUUCUUCUAUUCCGGAGAAUUUCUUCAGUGAAGCAAAGUCCUUGCAGAAUCUAUUUCUCAAUCACAACCAGAUCAAAGUGGUAAACCAUCAGCACCUCCCAGCCCCCUUUCUAAAUGGCAGCAGCCUUCAGAUACUCACUCUGCACGAGAACCCCUUCAAAUGUGACUGCAAUACGUCCUGGUUUGCAGACUACUUGAGAACCACUUCAGUAAAGAUUCCUUAUUUACUGACACUGGUACAAUGUGRAUUCCCAGAAUCACAAGAAGGUCAGAUUCUACUGUCCAUGGACCAGCGUUCCUGUCAGGAAAUCUACGGCAGCCUGGCCUUCCUGUUCUCUUCCUUCCUCGCUGUGAUGUUAACUGUUCUUCCUCUGCUGAAGCAUCUGUAUGGUUGGGAUGUGUGGUACUGCUUGCAGGUUCUCUGGGCAGGACUUAAAGGCUACUCCCAGUUGCCUGGUAGCGAUUCAGGUCAUCGUUAUGAYGCUUUUGUGGUGUUUGACACCAUGAACCCGGCUGUGAGGGACUGGGUUUACAAUGAGUUGACUGUCAAUCUGGAGAACUUGGGCAACAGGAGAUUUUCCCUCUGCUUGGAAGAAAGRGACUGGAUUCCUGGGCUUUCAUGCAUCGACAACCUACAUAAUGCUGUCCACAGCAGUGUGAAAACAGUGUUUGUACUGUCUAGGGGUGCAAACGUAAGUGAGCUGGUAAAUGGCACGAUCCGCCAGGCUUUCUUCAUGGUUCAGCAGCGGCUGCUGGAUGAGAAGGUUGAUACAGCUGUGCUAGUUUUGCUGGAUAAAAUGUUUCCGAAACUGAAGUACCUUCAGCUGAGGAAGAGGUUGUGCAGAAAGUCGGUACUUUCCUGGCCGAGAAACCCGAAGGCCCAACCGCUGUUCUGGAAUCAGAUGAGAAUGGCACUGUCAUCAGAUAACCUUUCAUUUUAUGAUAACAAGAUGAGUGAAAGUUUUAUAUGAUUUCUCUGUAACAGGGAACUGUUGAGAASUUUUUUGGGAUUUUGGU
Austrofundulus limnaeus is the source of this 3271-nucleotide messenger RNA. RefSeq names its product toll-like receptor 9 (gene tlr9). Gene Ontology annotation, cellular component: plasma membrane. NCBI's taxonomy places the organism in Eukaryota, Metazoa, Chordata, Actinopteri, Cyprinodontiformes, Rivulidae. Gene Ontology annotation, biological process: canonical NF-kappaB signal transduction; defense response to virus; positive regulation of interleukin-6 production. The record is from RefSeq and is a predicted model, not a curated record. The transcript is spliced from 3 exons. Bases 46 to 3225 code for a protein of 1059 amino acids. Gene Ontology annotation, molecular function: protein binding; pattern recognition receptor activity.